GGACUUUUGCCUCAGAGUUGAGAGGACAGUGUUUUCGGCGGCAUUUUCUGGCUACGUUGGCAGAGUUUUUGUUAACACGUUUUUCGUGGUCAAGGCUGUUGGAAUUUUGAUUUUUCUUCGGCUGGGCUAGAAUUGUUGCGGAGAAAUUUCUGGGUGGUUAAUUCGGAAUAGUGAAGAAGGGAAGAUCUAACAAUGGCGACGGACAAACACGGAAAUGUUACAAAUUUUUCUGCCGAACAUUUUCAAAAGCUGCUUCUUCAACAACAAUCCCAGAUGGAAGCACAAAUGAAACUGAUUGAAAGUGGAACGCAGUGCUUAAACGUACAAUCAAACGGAGCAGCUACACGGGACACGCAGGCUGUUUCACUUGAUCUUCUUACGAAUUCAAUCACUGAAUUUCAUUAUGAUGCUGAUUCCGAAUCCACUUUCGAGGCGUGGUUCAAACGUUGGGAGGAUAUGUUCCAGACGGAUUUCAGCCGUCAAGAUGAUUCAUGGAAAGUGCGCCUUUUGCUCCGCAAGCUGGGAACUAAUGAACAUACAAGAUUCCUUGACCACAUAUUGCCCAAAGAGCCGAAGGACAUCACUUUCAACGAAGCAGUGGCAACACUCAAAGAGAUUUUUGGUGAGUCAACAUCAUUGUUUAGCAUUCGCUAUCAAUGUCUAAAAAUUGUAAAGCGUGCUACAGACGAUUAUGGGGCACUAGCAAACAUGGUUAAGCGCGAAUGUGAACGUUUCAAAUUACGCUGUUUGACGGAUGACCAGUUUAAGUGUCUUAUAUUUGUCAGUGCUUUACACUCUCCACGCGAUGCGGAAAUCCGCACUCGGCUCCUUGCUAAUUUGGAUCAAGAUCCAGAGUUGACAUUGAAGUCUCUUGUAGGCGAAUGCAAACGGUUAAUUACCUUGAAACACGACACGGCUAUGAUUGAGCAGAGUCGCCCCACCAUUGCCUGUACUGUUCAUGCUGUGCAAAAAGCAAGAAAAUCUGGCUCGAAUAAGUCGUUUAACAGAAAGCCGAACAAGCCGCCUACACCUUGUUGGUCAUGUGGUGAAUGGCAUUUCGCACGAUACUGUCCAUUCAAGCGUCAUAUUUGUGAUAAGUGCCAUAAACGCGGCCACAAGGAAGACUUUUGCCAUCAGUCUCGGCCAAGAAAUGUGAAGCAGUCCUACCGAAGGAGGAAUUUCAGAAAACUUGACGCAGAAGCACUAUCGGUGAUUGCUACGUUUCACAGCCAUUCUAGAACACGCCGCCGAUUUAUCACUGUGCUUAUCAACGGAAUCCCAACCCGGCUGCAGUUCGAUACGGCAUCAGAUAUAACGAUCAUUUCCAAGAACACUUGGAAGCACAUAAAGAAGCCGAAAAUGAUUGAUUCCAACAAAAUCGCUCACAAUGCAUCCGGUGGAGUGCUGAAGUUGGUCGGAGAAAUAAAUUGCAAAAUUGCAUUCAACGGAGUGGAAAAGGCCGGAACCUGCUACUUGUCUGAUCGACCAAACUUGAACCUCCUUGGACUUGACUGGAUGGAAAAAUUACAACUGGUUGAUGCUCCAAUGAGUCAGAUUUGCAAUACAGUACAAACCGACCCAGUACAUUCAUCAUUGUCGAUAGAAGAGAUGACCAGAAAGCUAAAGCAGCAGUUUGUCACCUUGUUUGAAGAUGGUCUCGGCCACUGCACUAAGUUCAAAGCAAAGUUGUGUCUUCGUGAAGGAACCAAGCCAGUCUUUAGAGCAAAAAGACCGGUACCGUAUGCAACCAUGACAGCAGUUCAUCAGGAGCUCGACCGACUGGAACGAGCCGGUGUCAUCACACCAGUGAACUACUCUUCAUGGGCUACGCCGAUUGUUGCUGUGAAAAAGCCGAACGGUAAAGUGCGAGUCUGCGCCGAUUUUUCGACCGGCUUGAAUGCCGCAUUGGACGACCAUCAAUACCAUUGGUGACGGACAAUGGAGCACAGUUUACUUCGGCCACAUUCAUGGAAUUCUGCCAACGCUGCGCCAUCAAACACUUGCGGUCUCCACCAUUCCACCCACAAUCGAAUGGCCAAGCAGAGAGGUUUGUGGAUACAUUCAAACGCGCUCUCCUCAAAUCAAGGAGGGAGGGAGACCUAGAGGAGGUGAUCGACCGCUUCCUAUUUCUGUACCGAUCUACACAAAAUCCACAAACGCCGGGUGGAAUAUCACCAGCAAAGGCAAUGAUGAAGAGAAAACUUCGCAUGCCAUAUGAUGCAGUUCGGCCAUCCUCAGAGUCCAUAGCUGGUGAAAGGAACCUAAAGAUGGCACGUGAUUUUAAUCGGCGGUUUGGUGCCAAGCAACGUUCGUUUACACCGGGUCAGCCAGUACUUGUGCGUGAUUAUCGGGGUGGACACGCAAAAUGGACGCCAGGAACGAUCCAGUGCAAGCGCGGAAGCGUCAUUUACGACGUGCUGGUUGGAACGCAGGUAUGGGUACGCCAUGCAAACCAACUGCGAACAACAUGUGCCAGCCACAAGCAAUAGAAUCCGCCAAGCUUCCAUUUAACCUGUUGACAGACAGCUUCAACUUGCCUACAGAGCCAGUAGAAGAACCCUGUCAUCAGACGAAUAAUACCAGACCGCAGAGUACGGAAUACGAAUCCAGAACACUACAGCCAAGGCGAUGCACCGGUAGGCGAAGAAUCCCUUCCAGGAGGCUCCAGGUUAAUCCCCGGCUAGCUUCACACACAACGGCAACAGCUUCAGGAGGGGAGGUAUCCGGGAAUCAGAUAAAAACAUAAAAGAAAAAAGGGAAAGUAUAUAAUGGUGACUGAAAGCUG
Molecule: messenger RNA, 2785 nt
Organism: Dicrocoelium dendriticum
Lineage: Eukaryota; Metazoa; Platyhelminthes; Trematoda; Plagiorchiida; Dicrocoeliidae
Source: the annotation of a GenBank genome assembly